AUGGACUGCUCAGUGAAUAGUUCUGCGAAUAGUUCUGACCCUGAAGUUGAAUACGAACCGCUGUCGUUAAAAUGGGUGCAACAAACAUAUGGUUUGCCAAAGCCUCCUGACAAAUCAACUGAAUCCCAGCAGAAAUCUGUGAAGUCCAAAGCGAAUAAAAAAAUAGAGUUGGAGCUAAAAGAUAUGUCUGACCAAUCACAGUUAGACUCCAUAUUGGAACCGACAGCAAAUGUUCAAGGUUAUCAUUUAAAACGCUUGAAGAAUAUGCGGCAAGAAUUUGAGCACAUCAAGAAAUUGGGCAGAGGAAAUUUCAAAAUUAGAGACCUGGAGAUAUUGAUAAAAAAAUGGUUUUUGGAAUUGGAUCGAAUAACAGAAUCCCAAAACCUUCAAGCAGAGCUUCUGGAAGAAAACAUUAGAGAUCUUUAUCAGCUGUAUCUAAAGAACCUUGAGAACGAAAAGCAGGUUGUGGAACAAUAUAGGAGAACGGUUGUAUUAUUGAACAAAAGAUUGGACCGAAAAACCAGAAUAAUAGCUAAACUCCGAGAAGAUAAGAUGAUGCUUCAGCAAUGGAUUUCAUCAACAUACAAAGCAAUAUCGAUCUUCACCAAAGAUGCAGAGAGUUCAUACUCGUUUGGAAUAGACCAUGUUGUUAAAGUCUCUAGGAAACCCAGUAUGCCGAAGAUUCGCAAUAUACAAACGCAUCUAUUGUACUUACUUCAAAAAUAUCUUUCCUCUACUGAGAAGAUGGACGAUGAAUAA
Brettanomyces bruxellensis is the source of this 759-nucleotide messenger RNA. RefSeq lists its product as uncharacterized. The record is from RefSeq and is a predicted model, not a curated record. Bases 1 to 759 code for a protein of 252 amino acids. The transcript has a single exon. NCBI's taxonomy places the organism in Eukaryota, Fungi, Ascomycota, Pichiomycetes, Pichiales, Pichiaceae.